Molecule: messenger RNA, 2677 nt
Organism: Cottoperca gobio
Lineage: Eukaryota; Metazoa; Chordata; Actinopteri; Perciformes; Bovichtidae
Gene: cfh
Product: complement factor H
Exons: 16
Coding region: 57-2447 (796 amino acids)
Source: RefSeq, a predicted model, not a curated record
GUGUUUCAGUCUCCAGUUUCUACUUCUGUUAGGCGGUUCAGGGUAAUGAAGAUAAAAUGCACGUACUAACCCAAAGCUGUGUCCUAUUUGUGUGGAUGCAUACACUGACCUUUGUGAAAAGUCAAGACUGCACACGCAAACAGUUUGUGGAUGGCCCCCUAUUUGAUGACAGUUUUGACACAAGUGAUCUGGAGGCCAGCUACAGUGCUGGAAAACAAGUGAGAGUGAGCUGCAGAGUUGGCUUCAGUGGCUUCUUCAAACUCACCUGUACCGAGGGACAAUGGCUGUCUAGAGGCACUAAAUGUCAACUCAGAUCAUGUGGUCAUCCCGGCGAAGCCCAGUCUGCAGAUUUUCGUUUGGAAAAGGGAGAGGAUUUUGUCUUUGGAUCACAAGUAGUAUACACCUGCCACAAAGGGUAUCAAAUGGUCAGUCGCACAAACUUCCGGCGUUGCAUGACUGAAGGCUGGGAUGGUACGGUUCCUGUCUGUGAAGCCAAGCAGUGUCCAGUGAUUCAUUUCGACAGUAAAGUCCUCGUGAAUGGGGACACAGACGAGGCAACCUAUGGCAAUGUAGUUCGAUUCAGCUGCAAAUCCAACUCUGAAAUGCUGGAUGGGUCAGCAGAGAUAUAUUGUGAUGAAAACGGAGAGUGGAUCGGCAAAGUUCCAACAUGCAAAGCUAUAACAUGUGCAGUACCUGCGAUUGAAAAUGGUUACGUGACUGAAGAUAUCCAAGAGUACAAAGAACGUGAAGUCCUGCAUUUUGAGUGCGAUCCUAAAUAUAGACGCGGUGAAGACAGACCAUCACAAUGCACUAAACUGGGAGUACAAGCAGAAUGGAGCCCCACACCUGUGUGUGAACCAAUAACAUGUAAACUACAACUGCCGCCACUGGAAGGAACCAGGUAUGAACCUGCUUUCAGAAAUGUGUUUUUACCUGGUGACCUACUGACAGUCAAUUGUGGAGAGAAGUACUGGAUUUCUAACCCUCAAAACAUCUCAGCUGUAACUACAUGCAAAGAUAAUGGAGAGUGGACCAUCAGACCAAUAUGCAAAGAGGUUAUAUGCAGCAAUCAAAGAGACCGACAUGUGUAUUCAUGGAAUGUCUAUUGGAGGCAAAUAAUAACAUUGGGUGAGACUACACCUUAUAGGUGUACAACAGGCUACAUGGAAAGCGCCACCGAGGCCACAUGCACCAGAGAUGGGUGGAAACCAAAUCCACUUUGUCAAGAAAUAAAAUGCGACAGACGUGAUUUUGAGACUGCAGAUGUUGUCAGGAAUAACAAGCAGAAAUACAGAUACAAUGACCAGGUCGAUUAUGUCUGCAAGGAAGGUUAUCGAGGAAGGUUUACUCUAACCUGUAAGGAUAGAGGUUGGACCGGGAAUUCACAAUGUAGCGAAAUAACAUGCGACAGACGUGAUUUUGAGACUGCAGAUGUUGUCAGGAAUAACAAGCAGAAAUACAGAUACAAUGACCAGGUCGAUUAUGUCUGCAAGGAAGGUUAUCGAGGAAGGUUUACUCUAAACUGUAAGGAUAGAGGUUGGACCGGGAAUUCACAAUGUAGCGAGAUAAAAUGCAUCAGACAGGUUUACCAGAAUGCAGACAUUGAUGAAAAUGUUCGGAACGAAUACAGAUACAAUGACCAGGUCAAAUAUACCUGUAACAAUGGCCAUGAGGGACAUUUUACUCUUACCUGUGGGGAAACGGGUUGGAACGGAUCUCCACAAUGUAAACUGAUACAGUGUAAAACACUUCAAAUCGACAAUGCAUACAUUACCCACAAUGAAAAGGAAAGUUACGGCCACAAUGAUCGAGUCCAAUAUGCAUGCAGGAAAGGUAGUGACAGACGUUUUACUGUUACCUGUGAACAAAGUGGUUGGACUGGGAUUGAGAGCUGUUCAGCAUGUCAAAACGCUGCAGUCCCACAUGGAUUUGUAGUCGGGCCAUACAACGACACAGUGUACUACACCUGCAAACAUGGUUAUAAGCUAUUCACCAAAGGCUGGUGGUCUGAAGCCAAAUGUAUUGACGGCGAAUGGUCUGGAGUUCAAAUAUGCAUUGAGAAUGAAAAGUGUGGAGAAACUCCUGUGAUUCCUAAUGGGGAGGUGACACCUCCUCGAGGACAAAUCAAAACCGCCCGGAUUACUUGUAGGGAAGGAUACAACGUUAAUGUUAACCGCUUAACUUGUAGCAAUGGAACAUGGCAUUCACAAGGGGUACCGACCAAAGAAAUCUGUACACCUUUUGCCGUUCCCUGCAAAGCCCCACCUCAAGUUCAGAACGCAGUUGUUCUGACUUCAUAUCAGAAGAAAUACUUGUCUGACACUGAAGUAACUUAUAAGUGCCGUGAUAAGUAUACUUUAUUGUUGGGAGAAAACACAAUUCGAUGCAAAGAUGGGAAAUGGGAGGCAAAGAACAUUGAGUGCACACAACUUCCUCAGGAACAGUGAUGCUGGUUUGUUGGAGGUCCAAAGAAGUUCCAAUAAUAUUGCCCCAAAAACAAAAUCUACUUUUCUGUGGUCUUUUUGCAUCAGUUCUUGUGUAUUGCCGUGUGCAUUAUUUAUCUUAAUACAUAAUGCAUGAUCCUGGUGCACACAAUUGUUGGACAUUGAAUGACUAAAUAAUGUGUGUAACAAAUAAAUUCCAAAUAUUUGCCAUAUGAUUUACAAGAAAAGAAUAA